Molecule: messenger RNA, 2172 nt
Organism: Colias croceus (clouded yellow)
Lineage: Eukaryota; Metazoa; Arthropoda; Insecta; Lepidoptera; Pieridae
Gene: wls
Product: protein wntless
Exons: 1
Coding region: 128-1759 (543 amino acids)
Biological process (GO): Wnt protein secretion; Wnt signaling pathway; intracellular protein transport
Cellular component (GO): endomembrane system; organelle membrane
Molecular function (GO): Wnt-protein binding
Source: RefSeq, a predicted model, not a curated record
UUGAAAAGCAUCGCUUCGGCGGUCGCGUUGUUCAGUUUGCGUCGGGCUCAAAAAUAUUUUAUAAAAACAUUUUAAUGUCUCUAAGUUAUCAAGAUCUACGUGCAGUCUUAUAAAUGUGAAAGCAAAAAUGACUGGAACAGUGCUUGAAAAUCUAAGCGGUCGCAAAUUGGCAGUGCUCAUAUCGUUUUUAUUGCUUUGUCAAGUGGUAUGUUUUUUGAUAGGUGGUUUGGUCGCGCCCAUGCCGGCAAACGCGCAAACAAUCCUAGGAACUGUUUGUAGAGACACGACAAAGGAGAAAAAUGACACGACAAAGUGGUUUUACAACCGCGGCAAGGGUAAAUGCGAGACCGUUAACCUCGCCGAUUUACACCACGACCUGUCCGAAUCGGACAUUGUUUUCGCUUUUCAAAUGCCGAUUCCUCGUGAAGGAAAGACUUUUGACUACUCGAGAUGGCAGCAAAACUUGAUUGGAGUGCUUCAAAUGGAUAUAAAAUACCAUUCACAGAUGGAAAUUAAACCGCAUAGUACAGUGACGAUCGAUGCCCGUCUCGCGUAUCGAAAUAAAGGCGAUCCAGACGAUGCAUGGAAAUUAUACACGCUCUCCGUCGAAAAAAGGAAUCUAGACUGCGAUAUUGAUAUAAAGAGUGAGGAAUAUUUGUAUAAUUGCACAGCAAUGCCUCUGUUUGAACUCGGUUCACUAUAUCACGACUAUUAUUUAUUAAAUAUUAGACUUCCAGUUGAUACAAAGGACAUGAAUGCACACAUUGGACACAUACAAGACAUGUGGGUCACUGUGAUAAAUCAAAAUGGAGGAUUCACCAAAGUUUGGUUGUCUUUGAAAACAGUAUUCUUUCCGUGCAUCAUAGGUAUAUUGGCUUGGUUCUGGCGAAGAAUACAUUUGUUGCAACGGAAGCCUGUACUGUUGGAAGAAAUGUUAUUCACUCUGGGAAUAGCUAUGUGUAUACUAGACAUGCCAAUUGAGUACUUAACACUUCACUUCGAUCUACCAUUUAUGUUACUAUUGAGUGAUGUCAGACAGGGCUUCUUCUACGCUAGUUUAUUUUCCUUCUGGCUUGUUUUCGCCGGGGAACACAUGAUGAUUCAAGAAGCGAAGACUAAGAAUACUUUAAGAAAAUAUUGGCGUCAUUUGAGCGCUGUUCUCUUGGGAUGUGUGUCACUAUUUGUAUUUGAUAUGUGCGAGCGGGGUAUACAGCUACGGAACCCAUUUUACUCAAUCUGGGUCACAGAACUGGGAACAAAUCUUGCUCUUUCAUUUAUUAUUCUUGCGGGGAUCUCAACUGGAAUAUAUUUCAUGUUUUUGAGCUUUAUGAUAUGGCAAGUGUUUAUAAAUAUAUCUCACAAGCGAGAAUCUCUGCCGGCCAUGUGUUCUGUGCGUCGCUUGCACUACGAAGGGAUAAUAUAUCGUUUUAAAUUCUUAAUGUUGGCGACGAUGAUAUGCGCCGCUAUGACGGUAAUUGGAUUUAUUCUCGGACAAGUUGCCGAGGGGCAAUGGAAGUGGGACGAGAACAUUGAAUUGGAGUAUACAUCUGCAUUUUUUACUGGAGUGUAUGGAAUGUGGAAUAUUUAUAUAUUCGCCCUGUUGGUACUGUACGCGCCUAGCCACAAACAUUGGCCCGAGAGUGACACUACAUCAGACACACAGAACUUGAGUGAGGAAAUAGAAUUUAACCGCAUUCCGAGCGAGCGCAGUGAGAUUUCCUCGCUAACGUCGUUUAUCGCGAAGCCUACCGUAGACUAAACUUGUACUUAAGAAUCUCAUUGUAUAGCUUUGUAGUUAAAAAUCAGUAUUACGCGAGCAACUCAAAUAUUUAACGUUACAACUCUUUAUAUAGGAGUACUAUCUAAGUGAACAUAACCUUUUUAGAUAUAGAAAUAGUUGUAAGCUAUCUUUUACUUAAAACAUUAUAAUAUUAGCUCAGGUAAAUCUGAGUCACUCGACAUUCUUAAAUCAGGUAUAUGACCUUGAUCUUUCUAAAGCUUGUAUGAAUUCCUAAAUUUAUUUGCCAUUAAUUUUUCUGUGAUAUUUUCCAUGAAUUUUUUAUAACGCAUUUACAUUAUGUAUUUAAUUCGUGUUGCCAGUAUCGUUAAUGAUAUUCGACUGUAGUGUAUUUUUUUUGUAUGUGAUUAGCAAAUAAAUAUUUUGAAAAUGUA